AAGGAAGACCAAGUACUGGGUAGUAGGCAGCAAUGGCACAUGCCUGCCAUCUGUAUCACUAUAAAUACACUGUACCCCACUUGAUACUGUCCUUUUCAAUGGUGAAAAGGCAAAAAACUCAGAGCUCUGAAGAUACUUUUAUAAUCUCUCUCUGUCUCCCUUCAUUUGGUUUCGGUAGUUUUGAGAAAAUCUAGGAGACUAAAACCCUUUAAUCCAUACUCAGAAAACACGCAGAGGACUGUGAGAGAGAUUAAGGAAAAGAUGGCAGAGGAAGGCCAAACGCGUUGUAGCAGUGAAACAGUUAAUAAGCCAAUUCAUAGAGUAUUACUCAUAUCUGCUGGCGCUAGUCAUUCUGUUGCUCUACUCUUCGGAAAUGUUAUUUGCUCUUGGGGAAGGGGAGAAGAUGGGCAGUUAGGCCAUGGGGAUGCUGAAGACCGGCUUUCCCCGACUCAAUUGAGUGCAUUGGAUGGACAAGAAAUAGUAUCUGUAACUUGUGGAGCUGACCAUACAACUGCAUACUCGGAGUCGCAAAUGCAAGUAUAUAGCUGGGGGUGGGGUGAUUUUGGGAGGUUGGGUCAUGGGAACUCCAGUGACUUGUUUUCUCCUCAGCCAAUCAAAGCAUUACAGGGUCUACGGAUAAAACAAAUUGCUUGUGGGGACAGCCAUUGUUUGGCUGUGACCAUGGAAGGUGAAGUGCAGAGUUGGGGGCGUAAUCAAAAUGGUCAACUUGGCCUUGGGACAACAGAGGAUUCUCUCGUGCCUCGGGAGAUUGAAGCUUUCAAGGGAGUAUCUAUCAAAAUGGUCGCUGCUGGUGCUGAACAUACAGCUGUAGUAACAGAAGAUGGUGAGCUUUAUGGCUGGGGGUGGGGUCGAUAUGGAAAUCUAGGAUUAGGUGAUAGAAAUGACCGCUUGAUUCCCGAGAAAGUUUCAACUGUCGAGGGAGAAAAGAUGGUUCUGGUGGCAUGUGGAUGGCGGCAUACAAUAUCUGUUUCCACUAUGGGUAGUUUGUAUACUUAUGGGUGGAGCAAAUACGGUCAACUAGGACAUGGAGAUUUUGAAGACCACCUAAUCCCUCAUAAACUACAAUCUUUGCGUGAAAAAUGUAUAUCUAAGAUAUCUGGUGGUUGGAGACAUACCAUGGCAGUGACAACCGACGGAGAACUUUAUGGUUGGGGCUGGAAUAAGUUUGGACAAGUUGGUGUUGGCGACAACGUUGAUCAUUGUUUGCCUGUACAAGUCAAAUUUCCACAUGAUCAGAAAGUAGUUCAUAUCUCUUGUGGUUGGAGGCAUACACUCGCUGUCACUGAAAUGCAGAAUGUGUUUUCGUGGGGGAGGGGAACAAACGGUCAGCUUGGCCAUGGGGAUACUCUUGACAGAAAUAUCCCAAAGAUCAUAGAGGUACUGAGUAUGGAUGGAUCGAGUGGACAGCAGAUAGAGGUCUCAAAAGGUGACGUAUCGUCAGAAAAAGGUUUGGUCUCACCGUCUGACAGAUAUGCCGUCGUUCCGAAUGAAAAUGUCUCAUUUGGCGGUAAUGCAAACGACAUAAACGUCCCUGGCAGUGAUGUAAAAAGGAUGCGGAUGUGAAUUUCUCGACCUCCAUGAGGUGUAGUGCAUGUCCUUGAUGCCUUUAAACUUGCUUGUAGGUUGCUUGGACAAAAUACUUAUCGUGUAGGUCUUCUGUAGCUGACAGAUACCUAAGUGCGUAUUAUAAUUCCUGCUUACUGUAAUUUCAUGACUUGUAUUGUUGAUGCAAUUUGUUAAUCAUAUCAUACUAAUUAAUCAGUAUAUUAUGUGGGAAUUAUUUGGUGUUGGUAGAUGUUUUCAAGAAAAUCUCA
Olea europaea var. sylvestris is the source of this 1835-nucleotide messenger RNA. Its product is annotated as ultraviolet-B receptor UVR8-like. Lineage: Eukaryota; Viridiplantae; Streptophyta; Magnoliopsida; Lamiales; Oleaceae. The transcript has 12 exons. The coding region runs from base 262 to 1584 and encodes 440 amino acids. The record is from RefSeq and is a predicted model, not a curated record.